AUGGGCAUCUCGGACAAGGGCACUCUACACUGGAACUGCAUCUGUACCAAGGCGGCUGAGAAUGAGUGGGAAAAUGCUCUCAGCCGGUUGGGCGGUCAAGUGGUCUUCUGCGUCCAACCAUCACACAAUUCACUGCGAGUCGCAGGGGACUCGCUUGACUUGUUUAGCGUUGAAGAAUAUGUGGAUGUCCAUCGCCAACUCUCAUGGGUGCGUUUGCCCAGCCCGCCUGCCAAGGCCGUUGAUGUGGGGUUCUUGCUCUGCCACUCGCACAGUGGCGAUACUUAA
Messenger RNA from Fusarium venenatum, 285 nucleotides. Lineage: Eukaryota; Fungi; Ascomycota; Sordariomycetes; Hypocreales; Nectriaceae. The record is from RefSeq and is a predicted model, not a curated record.